Molecule: messenger RNA, 890 nt
Organism: Cygnus atratus (black swan)
Lineage: Eukaryota; Metazoa; Chordata; Aves; Anseriformes; Anatidae
Product: glutathione S-transferase Mu 3-like
Exons: 7
Coding region: 54-887 (277 amino acids)
Biological process (GO): glutathione metabolic process
Molecular function (GO): glutathione transferase activity
Source: RefSeq, a predicted model, not a curated record
GGAAGCGGGGGGGCGCGGGGGGGCGCGGGGGUGGGGGAGCAGCGAUCGCGGCCAUGGCGGUGCUGGGCUACUGGGACAUCCGCGGCCUCGCUCACGCCAUCCGCCUGCUGCUGGAGCACACCGAGACGCCCUACGAGGACAAGCUGUACAGCUGCGGGGAAGCCCCCGACUACGACAAGAGCCAAUGGAUCAACGAGAAGGAGAAGCUGGGGCUGGACUUCCCCAACCUCCCUUACUUCAUCGAUGGCAGCACCAAGCUGACGCAGAGCAACGCCAUCCUGCGCUACAUCGCCCGCAAGCACAACAUGUGCGGGGAGACGGAGGAGGAGAAGCUGCGCGUGGACAUGCUGGAGAACCAGGUGGUGGAUUUCCGCAUGAGCCUGAUCGUGGUCUGCUACAGCCCCGACUUUGAGAAGCUGAAGCUGGGGUACCUGGAGCAGCUGCCGGGGAAGCUGAAGCUCUUCUCCAACUUCCUCGGGGACCGCAAGUGGUUUGCGGGGGACAAGGUACGGCCGGGGAGCGGGGCGGGGGGGGGCGUCCCCACACUGCCCCUCACCGUGUGUGUCCCCCCCCCUCCCCCCGCAGCUCACUUUCGUGGACUUCCUCAUGUUCGACGUGCUGGAGCAGAACAGCAUCUUCGAGCCCAAGUGCCUGGAGCCCUACAAGAACCUCAAGGACUUCAUGGACCGCUUUGGGGCCCUGGAGAAGGUCGCUGCCUACAUGAAGUCCAGCCGCUUCCAGAAGAUGCCCAUCAACGACAAGAUGGCCAAGUGGGGCAACAAGAAGGAGUAGGGGUGGGGGGCCUUGCCCACCCCCUAGUGGGGCUGGGGGUCUCCGUGGGUGUGAGGACCCCAAACACAAUAAAUUGUGGAGAUCCAGCACCCUGAGUC